CUCACAUUUGCUCGAGCUUUUUCAGAGAGAGAAAGUGAAGAGAGAGAGAGAGAGAGAGAGAGAGAGAGUUCCAUCACAGCUUCUCUCUCUGCAACUUUCUACAUUUCUAGCUUUUUUCCUUAUUUCCAGCUAAGUGUAAAGGUCUGGUCUUUCUUUUCGUUCCCUCUCUCUUGAUUUGCUCUCAGAGUUCUUGAAUUACUGAUUGGAGGGUGUUUUAUGUAUUGGCUAUGCAGAGUGUUUGUCCAAAGAAAGAGUAGAUUGAAGAAGCGGGUGGUGUUUUGGACCAAUGGUUGGGAACAGAUCUGCAGUGAAUUUCUUCAGUUUGGAGAUCCUCUUGGGAUUCGCUUUAGUUUUCACAAUCAGAAUUUCCCUGGGAUACACAAAUCCUAGUGAUGUUGCUGCUAUCAAUAGCUUAUACGUUGCAUUGGGUUCGCCGUCUCUUCCGGGAUGGGUAGCCAGUGGUGGAGAUCCCUGUGGUGAACUUUGGCAGGGAAUUGUAUGUGAAGAUUCAUCCAUAAGUUCAAUAACAUUGAUUGGCGCUAAUUUGGGCGGGGAAUUGGGUGACAAUCUUGGAGGAUUUUCUUCUAUCAAAUCGAUAACACUGAGCAACAACCUUAUUGGGGGUAGCAUUCCGACCGAUUUACCAGCGACAUUAGUCAACUUUUUUCUUUCAGAUAACAAACUGACAGGAAGUAUACCUAGUUCCUUAUCGUCUCUAAGUCAAUUAUCAGCUAUGUCCCUUAACAAAAACGAAUUAACUGGAGAAAUUCCUGAUGCUUUUGAAGGGCUUCCAGCUUUGAUUAAUUUAGAUUUGUCCAGUAACAAUUUGAGUGGGCAGUUGCCACCGUCCAUGCAAAACUUGUCAGGUCUCACUACCCUUCAUUUGCAGAAUAAUCAGCUAUCUGGAACUCUUGAUGUUUUGCAAGAUCUUCCUCUUAUAGAUUUGGAUAUAAGAAACAACCUAUUCUCUGGACCAAUACCUCCAAAGAUUUUGAGCAUACCCAAUUUCCGGAGAGAUGGGAAUCCGUUCAACUCUAGUGCUGCUCCCUUACCUCCACCAACGUCCUCGGGAACACCGCCACCUGGAUUGCCAUUUUUUCCAGGACCAGCUUCUGAACAAAGACCGCCACCGCCUGGACGAAGACCGUCAAGACAGGCUGAUGGACCAUCAACAACAGAAGAAUCAAACCCUGAAAGAUCAAGGAAGUCCUCGAAUACAAAGAGAAUUGUAUGGAUAUCAAUUGCAGCAGUGCUGUCUUUCAUAAUAUUGCUAUUAGCAAUCCUACUUUUCAUGCCAAGAUGUCUUAGGGAAAUAAGAGAAACAUACAGAACACCAAAACGGCAUGAAAUAGCCCCAUACAUGGGCGCUAGGGAAAAUCCUAGAGAUGGUGGUUCCUUGGUCCUACCAAGCCAUGAUGAAGAGAAAGCUCCUCCAGUGGCUGUUGUGAGGACUAAGGAAGAGAAUCGACAAAGAACAGCAGGUUCAAUACCCAAACCACGAAAUGAAGAGGAGAUAAAUAAGCAGCCAAUGAGUGGAGCACCUAGGAGGAAUCAAUACGAGAUAGACAUGAGCAGAUUCGAUAUAGAUAUGAUGCCACCACCUCCACCACCACCUCCACCACCGCCUCCUCCUCCACCCCCUCCUCCACCACCGCCUCCGCUUCUAUCAGAGAAGGUUAUUGUGAAUCCAAUUGUAGCACCUGAAGCAACUUCAACCAGACCUUUGAUGGGACAUAUUCCAAAAACUUCUGUGAAAGCUUACUCAAUAGCAUCUCUUCAGCAGUAUACAAAUAGCUUUUCACAAGAAAAUCUUGUUGGCGGUGGAAUGCUUGGAAAUGUGUACAGAGCAGAGCUUCCUGAUGGACGGUUACUUGCAGUCAAGAAAUUGGACAAGAGAGUGUCAAACCAACUGAAGGAUGACCAGUUUAUUGAGCUUGUUAAUAGUCUUGAUCAAAUUCGCCAUGCUAAUGUGGUUGAGCUCAUGGGUUAUUGCUCUGAGCAUGGCCAGAAGCUUCUCAUAUAUGAGUAUUGUACUAAUGGAACCCUGCAAGAUGCCCUGCACUCUGAUGAUGAAUUUAAGAAAAAACUCUCAUGGAAUACUCGUAUCAGGAUGGCGCUUGGAGCUGCUAGAGCACUAGAGUAUCUGCAUGAGGUCUGUGAACCGCCUAUAAUCCACAGGAAUUUCAAGUCAGCUAAUGUUCUCCUCGAUGAUGAUCUUUCUGUCCUUGUCUCUGACUGUGGUUUGGCUCCGUUGAUAUUGUCAGGGGCUGUAAGUCAGUUGUCGGGACAGCUUCUCACAACCUAUGGCUACGGUGCCCCUGAAUUUGAGUCGGGAGUAUAUACUCCCAAGAGCGAUGUCUACAGUUUCGGAGUGGUGAUGUUGGAACUCUUAACGGGAAGAAUGUCAUACGACAGGACACGGAGUCGAGGAGAGCAAUUUCUGGUCAGAUGGGCAAUCCCUCAGCUUCAUGACAUUGAUGCCUUGUCGAGAAUGGUUGAUCCUGCGCUGGAUGGAAACUAUCCUGUUAAAUCAUUAUCACACUUUGCUGACAUUAUUUCCAGAUGUGUCCUGGCGGAGCCUGAAUUCAGGCCACCGAUGUCCGAAGUCGUGCAGGACCUCAUGCAGCUGAUACGGAGGGAAUCUCCAAGUAGAUCAGACAGGGACUAACUUAGCAUACAGUACUCACAAGCGGUGAAAAACAGGUCACUAGGAGCAAGAAUCAUGGGAUACACAACAUGAGCACAAAAACCAAACAAGCUGCGGAGCUGAUGCUUUCCUUGCACUAACCUGACUCGGAUUCAGAUGUUUUCUCGUGUACAAGGUCGUACGUGCUCAAGAAGAGGUUUAUAUGGCAAUCGAUUCACGACCCUUUUGAGAUGUGAUCGUCCCAGGUUCUUGUCCGGUGCUCAUUGUUUGUGCAAUUCUAAUAUUGACUUAAACUGUUUGGAGGCACGCUAACCCGAUUAUUGGAUGGUUAUCGAUUCUUGGUCUUGAAGUGUUUGUGUUUCUAUUCAUGAUUCUUUCUUUUAAGGACCUGUUUAUGGCUUGAGCAUAACUGGAUCAUGCUAGGCGAAGAUGAACUAAUGUUGGGUGCAUAGUUACAUUUUUAUUCUUACAAUU
Messenger RNA from Sesamum indicum (sesame), 3121 nucleotides. The record is from RefSeq and is a predicted model, not a curated record. Lineage: Eukaryota; Viridiplantae; Streptophyta; Magnoliopsida; Lamiales; Pedaliaceae.